AUGCAGCCUCCAUCAGACUCGCGCGGGAAGGACGUUUUCCUUUGGCGGAAUGGUGAUUGGGCUGAUUGGUCUUUCUCUAAGAGAUUUUCAUCAAAAGCAACGUGGAAUCUCUUGAGACAAAGAUCUCCUGUCGUUCCUUGGUGUAAUCUUGUUUGGUUCAAAGAAGCGGUUUCUAGAUUCUCCUUUGUAUCUUGGAUGACAGUGUUAGCAAGGUUGCCUACUAGGGACAGGCUAAUCUCAUGGGGAAUGACGGUCCCAGCAGCAUGUACCCUCUGCUCCUCGGGUCUGGAAUCUCAUGCUCAUAUGUUCUUCAACUGUACUUUUUCCUCAGCAGUUUGGUCUCAUUUUGCUGGAUGGAUGUUUUCUACUCCGCCGGUCUCCCUAGACUCUGUUAUCACCAUCAUCGACAGGCCUUACAUUGCCUCUUGUCCUGGUGCUGCAACUGUUAUUAAGCUUUUGGCGCAGGUCAUUGUUUACUGUCUGUGGAAUGAGAGGAACCAUCGCAUCUUCCGUCAAGUUUCAUCUACCGAAGCUGCGAUCAUCUCCAGGGUUGACCGCUUGAUGAGGGAUCGUCUCCUUUCGCUGCCACCGCCUCGUGAGGGAUCAGCCUCCUACUUGCUGCUGUUCCUCUCAUCUCGCUCUUUCUUCCCGCCUUAG
Molecule: messenger RNA, 657 nt
Organism: Brassica rapa (field mustard)
Lineage: Eukaryota; Viridiplantae; Streptophyta; Magnoliopsida; Brassicales; Brassicaceae
Source: RefSeq, a predicted model, not a curated record